UUUUCGCAAAUGUUUCAAAAAAAUGGGGCAUAGAGGGUAAUUUCUCUAGCAAAAACCCAAAAAUUCUACGUUAAACCUCUUCUAUUCUUUUUUUCCUUUCUUCUUCAACACUCUGUCAGAGUGAAGCUUGUGAGCAGCCACCAUGACAAAGAAGAUUAAGCAUUACAGACCUCCUGGCAAGAAGAAGGAAGGCAACGCCGCCAGGUUCAUCACCAGGUCACAAGCCGUCAAGCAGCUGCAGUGCACUCUCUCACUCUUCAGGAGAUUAUGUAUUUUGAAAGGAAUUUUUCCUCGGGAGCCGAAGAAGAAAGUGAAAGGGAAUAAUCACACGUAUUACCAUGUCAAAGAUAUUGCUUAUCUUCUACAUGAGCCGUUGCUCGAGAAAUUUAGAGAAAUUAGGGCUUAUGAGAGGAAAGUUAAGAAAGCUUUGGCUAAGAAAGAUAUUGAUCGAGCUCGUCGUCUUCAAACUCGUCAGCCUACUCCUACUUUUGAUCGCGUCAUUCAACAAAGGUAUCCCAAGUUUGUUGAUGCACUUAGAGACUUGGAUGAUUGUCUUACAAUGGUGCACCUGUUUGCAGUGUUACCUGCUACAGAAAGAUUGAAAAUUGACGUGGAAUGUGUUCAUAACUGCCGGAGGUUGAGUCAUGAAUGGCAAGCUUAUGUAGUCCGCACUCAUAAGUUAAGAAAGGUUUUUGUUUCUGUAAAGGGCAUAUAUUAUCAGGCCGAGGUUGAGGGUCAAAAGAUUACAUGGUUGACCCCUCAUGCAUUGCAGCAAGUUUUGCCUGAUGAUGUCAAUUACAGUGUCUUGUUGACAUUUGUGGAGCUUUACCAGAAUCUUCUCGGCUUUGUCAAUUUUAGGCUUUACCAUUCUAUAAAUGUGGCAUAUCCUCCAAUUCUUGAUCCUAAAUUGGAAGCUUUAGCAGCAGGUCUUUAUGCACUCUCAAGAUAUAUUGAUGCUCACUCUAGCAUGUCUGUGGAGGAACCUAAAGUUCCCAGUUCAUCAGAGCAAGUUAAGGCUCAGGUAGAGGCAACAGAAAAUGAGGAGUCUGAAGUAAGACUUGCCCAACUUCAUCAUCAACUUCCGACCAAUGAACCUGGCGCUUUGAUGCACCUUGUUCGGGAUGCUGAGGCUGAAAAUGAAGAUGAUCAAGAAACAAGAGAUUGUAAGAAGCUGUUUAGAAAUAUGAAGCUCUUCCUGAGUCGUGAGGUUCCUCGCGAGUCCUUGCUUUUUGUUAUUCCUGCUUUUGGUGGUGUAAUUUCUUGGGAAGGAGAUGGGGCUCCAUUCAAGGAAGCAGACCAGAGCAUUACUCAUCAGAUUGUUGAUAGACCAACCCAAGGUCAUAAAUAUCUUUCAAGAGAAUAUGUUCAACCGCAGUGGAUAUAUGAUUGCGUAAAUGCUAGGAUCAUAUUGCCAACUGAGAAUUAUUUAGUGGGAAGAAUUCCCCCACCACACCUAUCACCUUUUGUUGAUAAUGAAGCAGAAGGCUAUGUCCCAGACUAUGCAGAGACCAUCAAACGUCUGCAGUCUGCGUCCAAAAAUGAAAUUCUUCCAAUUUCAGGUGCUGGGAAUGAUAUAGAUAACCCUCAGAUUUUGUUGGCUGAAGGUUACAUCAGUCGAGCAGAAGCUAUUGAAGCUGCCGAGAGGAAGCGGAAGUUGGAGGCUCAUCAAAAGCAGUAUCAUGAAGAGCUAAAGAAGGAACUUGAAGGUCAAUCUUAUUCAUCAGCAGCAAAGAAAAUUAAGCAGAGCUCAGUGGAGGAAAAAGAGCCUCUCGAUAAUAUACAGCAGAUUGCUGAUGACACGGAGAAUAUGCAAAAAACACUCAUGUCACGUAAAAAGAGGGGACUUUUGGAGGCUAUUCAGAAAAACCAUGAAAGGAAGGAUUCUCGCAAUAAGAAACUCAAGGAGAGGAAAAAGGCAAUUGAAGCUCAGAAAUCUGAGUAGAAAUGAUGAGUUUCACUCUGAUGUUUAUGUGUCAUUUAGUUGCUUUGAGUUUCACCAUUAAACUUCAAACUGUACCAUAUAUGAAUUUUGACCAUGCCUAUUUAAAUUGGCUUAAAUUUUGUUUGAA
Messenger RNA from Mercurialis annua (annual mercury), 2069 nucleotides. Its product is annotated as pescadillo homolog. Lineage: Eukaryota; Viridiplantae; Streptophyta; Magnoliopsida; Malpighiales; Euphorbiaceae. Gene Ontology annotation, molecular function: RNA binding. Gene Ontology annotation, cellular component: PeBoW complex; nucleolus. The record is from RefSeq and is a predicted model, not a curated record. The transcript has 13 exons. Gene Ontology annotation, biological process: ribosome biogenesis; maturation of LSU-rRNA from tricistronic rRNA transcript (SSU-rRNA, 5.8S rRNA, LSU-rRNA). Bases 143 to 1942 code for a protein of 599 amino acids.